Messenger RNA from Gryllus bimaculatus (two-spotted cricket), 1089 nucleotides. NCBI's taxonomy places the organism in Eukaryota, Metazoa, Arthropoda, Insecta, Orthoptera, Gryllidae. The record is from the annotation of a GenBank genome assembly.
GUACAAGCUGAACAAAAGACCCCACUAUGGCUGCUGCUGCAGAUUGCGCCCAUCAAGAACGAGCGCGACCUGGUGGUGCUGUUCCUGCUCACCUUCAGGGACAUCACCGCCCUCAAGCAGCCCAUCGAGUCGGACGACUCAAAGGGCGGGCUGUCCAAGUUCGCCAAGCUGGCGCGGUCGGUGACGCGCUCCCGGUCGGUGCUGGUGUCGCAGUUCUCGUCGCACCUGCCCAACCUCAAGGACACCACCAAGCAGUCCCACCUGGCGCACAUGAUGAGCCUGAACGCCGACGUGAUGCCGCAGUACCGCCAGGAAGCGCCCAAAACGCCGCCGCAUAUCCUCCUGCACUACUGCGCCUUCAAGGCCAUCUGGGACUGGGUGAUCCUGUGCCUCACCUUCUACACCGCCAUCAUGGUCCCCUACAACGUCGCCUUCAAGAACAAGACGUCUGAAGAUGUGUCCUUGCUAGUGGUGGACUCGAUCGUGGACGUGAUUUUCUUCAUCGACAUCGUGCUCAACUUCCACACGACGUUCGUGGGGCCCGGCGGGGAGGUGGUGUCGGACCCCAAGGUCAUCCGCAUGAACUACCUCAAGAGCUGGUUCAUCAUCGACCUGCUGUCGUGCCUGCCCUACGACGUCUUCAACGCCUUCGACCACGACGAGGACGGGAUCGGCAGCCUGUUCAGUGCGCUCAAGGUGGUGCGCCUGCUGCGGCUGGGGCGCGUGGUUCGGAAGCUCGACCGGUACCUUGAGUACGGCGCGGCCAUGUUGAUCCUGCUGCUAUGCUUCUACAUGCUCGUGGCGCACUGGUUGGCGUGCAUCUGGUACUCGAUAGGCCGCAGCGACGCCGACAACGGCGUGCAGUACUCGUGGCUGUGGAAGCUUGCAAACGUGACUCAGACCCCGUACGCGUACGUGUGGAGCAACGACAGCGCUGCGCCCGAGCUCGUCCACGGGCCGUCGCGCAAGACCAUGUACGUGACGGCGCUCUACUUCACCAUGACCUGCAUGACGAGUGUCGGCUUCGGCAACGUCGCCGCCGAGACCGACAACGAGAAGAUCUUCACCAUCUGCAUGAUGAUCAUCGCA